AUGGCGGGCAAAAUGACAUUGUAUAAGCUGGUGGUGCUGGGAGAUGGAGGCGUUGGCAAGACAGCACUCACAAUUCAGCUCUGUUUAAAUCAUUUCGUCGAAACAUAUGACCCGACCAUUGAAGACUCAUAUCGCAAGCAAGUUGUCAUCGACCAGCAAUCGUGUAUGCUUGAAGUUCUCGACACCGCCGGGCAAGAAGAGUACACUGCGCUUCGGGACCAGUGGAUUCGCGAUGGCGAAGGAUUCGUACUGGUUUAUAGCAUCACCUCGCGCGCCUCGUUUAGUCGCAUCACCAAAUUCUACAACCAGAUCCAGAGAGUGAAGGAAUCGGCCAACUCGGGUUCUCCGACUGGUGCCAGCUACCUCGGUUCCCCUCUGACAGGACCUUCUCUAGGAGUUUCCUCCGGCCCGGUGCCAGUGAUGUUGGUUGGUAACAAAAGUGACAAGACGGUAGAACGAGCGGUUUCUGCACAAGAAGGUUCGGCUCUAGCCAAGGAGCUCGGUUGCGAAUUCGUGGAGGCAUCGGCGAAGAACUGCAUCAAUGUGGAAAAAGCGUUUUAUGAUGUCGUUCGACUCCUGCGCCAACAGCGACAGCAACAACACGGCGGUGGUCGAUUGCAAGAACGACGGACGACAGGUUUUCCUGGUCAACACCGUGACCGCGAUGCGAAUCCGGAAUACCCUCGAACGUUCCGAACUGAUCGUGCCCGGCAACAUCGGGGUGGAAUUAGAUGCGUUGUUCUAUGA
Messenger RNA from Talaromyces amestolkiae, 747 nucleotides. RefSeq lists its product as uncharacterized. Gene Ontology annotation, molecular function: GDP binding; GTPase activity; GTP binding. The transcript has 2 exons. Gene Ontology annotation, biological process: signal transduction. The coding region runs from base 1 to 747 and encodes 248 amino acids. Lineage: Eukaryota; Fungi; Ascomycota; Eurotiomycetes; Eurotiales; Trichocomaceae. The record is from RefSeq and is a predicted model, not a curated record. Gene Ontology annotation, cellular component: plasma membrane.